UUAAUAAUAUAUCAGAAUACACUCAACCGUAACCUUAACACAUAAGACUCAAUCUCGUAUGGCAAAAAAACGAAAAUUCCUAAGCAACACUCGAAGAACUGACACGAGACUACAGAGUGUCUGCUUUGUGUAAAUUCGUAAAUUAUAUUAACGUUUACUUAUAAUUUUUAUAAAGCAGAGCUUAAAAUUAAAUUUGUGUUGAAGAGAAUUCACGAUGAAGAGAAAACUGGCAUAGUCUGUUCAAAAAUAACUAGUUUUAAAAUAGAACAAAAUCAAAAGUCCUUGAGAAUUAGUCUCAUAGGGAGUGCGGCUACGUCAUCAACGAAACUUUUGUAGUUAUGUAUGACGGCUAGGAAACACCCGAUUGGCCAAUAAAGCCUUACUGUCGGCCAUUUUGUUUGCUGCUGACUCACCAAAAGGUGAAAAAUGUACAUGAAUUGAUACGCACUCCCCAAGAGACUACACAACGGUAUUGGGCAUUUCCCUGAACCAAAAUUUGGGUUUCAUGUUCCUCCGCUACACUCGAAGCAUCAAAAAUCUAGAAAAAAUAUUUAUCCAUGAAUGUACUAAUCCUACAACAAAAUCUAAGCUAUUUUACGAGUAUUUACAAAUUACCGCGAAAACCGUGUUCAAAAAUGAUGCGGAACUUUUUGUCAGUCCAACUUUGAUCGGCUGAUCUUCAAAAAGUGACUCUUCGUGUAAUAAGUGUUGUUAUAAAUUGUAAAUUAUUCAUUGAUAGUAUUACCUAUUAUGUACAUUUGCAACUGUCAAAGUUGUGCAGUGAAAUUUCAAUGGUGCAUGUGAACAUUUCGGGAUUGUUUACGGACUUUUGAGUGAAGAUUGUAAAUGAAGUUGUGCAGGAUGUAGCCUCGUUUGAGGCCCUGCGCUUUAAACUCUCCAACUGAGCCCAUCCUGAGAGCUACAAGUAAAUACAGACGAAAACAUGACGGAUCCGAUGAUCAAGGUAAAGACGGAGAGGCCUGACGAGGCCGAAAUCCGGGAGUUAGCUGCUAAAAUGGUGGAGGCGAACAAAGCGAAAGCUCUGGCGGCAUCGGUGGCAGCGACGCGUACACCACCUGGAGGUCUAGUGCCACCAGCUUCCGGCCAAAUGGGCAUCCUAAAUUUUUUGACAAGGAAACCUGGAGCGACUGGCACAACAAUAGACCAACGACCUGCUCCAGAUCCUGAAAAGAAAACCCCUGCUCCAGACGAAGCUAGUUGGAAGGGGCACUUUGGAUGGGAUGUUCUUGGCAAAUGCCACAUACCUUAUAUUUUUCGGUCCAACGAAAAGUAUGUGGCAGUCCGGAUGGUGGAAAUCAAGCUCCUCAACAAGUACCUGAAUUACCUCCAUGCUGACAUCUACUCCUGUACCUGUAUCAGAAGUUACUAUAUUACUGAGAUAGAGGCUCGUUUACUCAAUGAGAUAAGCAACAGGCAUUGUGAUGGACAGUUUGGCCGGGAAGCAUUCACACAGAAAGACUUAGUUGUGAGGUUGUCAGACGCAUAUGAGUUUUAUAAUUUCUUAGAUGUGUGUUAUUAUAAACUAUUGAGGGGAACAACGAAUAGCAAGGACAAGUGUGGUUUUAUAAGGAUAAACAAGGAGUCUGUUGUACCAUACACAGUGCGAGACAAUCAAAAGUUUGUGCCGUUAUUUUAUUUUGAAGGUGAAACGGAGAAUUUAAAGUUAAAAGCAGAUCAGCUGAAAGGCUGGGACUUGUCGUAUUUGAAGUUCUGUUGUAAAGUGCAGGGCAUUAGGAACGAACUUUUUGCAAGUGAGACAUGUUCUGUGAUAAGUUUGAAUGAUAUUAAGAGUUAUUUUCCACCGGGAACUGAGUUUGAAGAGUAUUGGCCCAAUAAAGUGGUAGACUCCCAGCUCCUCAUAUCAGCGAAAGGAUCAGUAUCGGGUGGAGGACAAUGGACGAGAGCACCGCCUGCGCCUCCCCCGGUGGUGGGUGGUGUGGCAGUGGGUUCGGCGGCCGGCCUCAACACCGUCAACAGCCAGUCGACACGAGGCCGCCGGGCCAACACACAGAGGCACACUCCUACCGCUGCCACCAUGCAGAUGUCCCACGCCGGACUAUCGGCUGCCUCCGCUCAAGCGCUCGCCAACAGCUGGUCUCUGCCCGGAACUCUUACUCAGGCGCAAACGCAGCAAGUGCUCAGGUUUGCUCAGGCUCAAGUGGUGGCGCAGGCGGCCGCCCGGUACAACACGGCUGCCAUCGCAGCGGCCGCCGGAUUUCCACAUAAAUCGCAGCACCAGAGAAACGUUCAGUUUCCGAACAGUGCACUAACAAUGGCGAUGGGUCAGCAACCCCCUCCACCUCUUGUGAGGAGCACGGCCAACACAACAACUAUGAAUGAGAAUGAUCCGGGAGUUGCGGAACACGUGGAUGCGGUAAUUAACGUGCCUCCGCAAGUGACCGGCACGAUGAAUGGCCACUCAACCUCUCACUCCGUGGACACUCGCAAAAGGCUUACACCGAUACCAGACAUCAACACUACUGGCAACCAUACGCCGUAUAAGGUACAAAAGGCGUUAGUGGAAAACACAAUGGUGCCUUGCAUCAAUUCGAAGCCCUACCAGUACACGGAGCUGCUGAUGACCCUGCCGGACCUCGCCAGCCACUUCUUCCCGCGCGUCUCGCUCACCACCUGCCGCGCCAUGCUCGACGCGCUCGGACUCAUUCUCUACCGGCCUAACUCAACCCAACUUCAAGUUCUGCGCAACUCUGGCAAGUGCAAGUCGGCGGCCGCCGGCGAGAACGGGAUGGCGUUGGUUCAGGUCCGUGACGUCAUGCAUCACAUGCUGCAGUUCAAGUACAUGCUGCGCUCCGGGCUCGGGGACGACCCGGCCGCCCACCCGCCCCCCGCGCACCUGCACCCCCACGCCAAGCGCGCCAGGGCCAACUGAGACACCGCCCUCCUGGCUCAAGCUGCUAAUCAAUACAGCCAGCCUGAAGAAUGUGAGUGAUUAUGUGGAGGUGUUGGAGCUUGCUGCCGAUCUGAUGCUGUGCUGGUGUUUGAAGAUGCACUUUGCAACGCUGAACUUUCAGUGCGUCAACUCUGUAACUACAAUGACUUACAACGCAAGUUAAUAACCGGUAAUGGCCGUUGUAACUAUACUGAGACCUCAGAACUUAUAUCUCAAGGUGGGUGGCGCAUUUGCGUUGUAAAUGUCUAUGGGCUCCAGUAACCACUUAACACCAGGUGGCUUGUGAGCCCGUCCUCCCAUCCAAGCAAUAAAAAAAAAUAAAAAAAUCUAUAAUUGGUACACAUUAAAUGCAAAUUAUCUAAAUGCUGAAGAUCGAGCUGCUUGUCGGAAUAUCGUCUACAGAGCAGUGCGGCAUGGAGGUCACCAUCCUCAGAACUAUUGACAGCUUUGAUAAGAAAAUGAGGGAGGGAAGUGGAUAUGUGCAAAUGCAGAUAGCAGACUGCGCCCUAAAGAAGUCACCGGUCAUAUUUAACCUUACAAUUGAUAAUAUGCUUUAGACAUGACAAAAUGAAAAAAAUUUUCAUUAUUUCACAAAUCACAGCAGUAGAUAUCUGAAAGUGAACUAAAAACAUGAAGUAAGACUCGGCUAAAAACACCAGUGGUUCAAGAUUACAGCAUGCAAUGUUAUCACAUUAAAUUUGACUAGUUAAUUUCUAGCAGACAUUGCUUUGACUGUCGCUAAUUAUUUGCCACCCAUUUUUUCAGUCGACACUAUCGCCCCUUGACAAUACUCUGCCAGAAACAUAUUCUGUCUUGCUAACAACAACAUUACAGAGUUUCAACUAUAUUGGAGGAAGGACUCGUAAACGAGUAGGUCAUUAAUAUCCUUAUUAAUUUCCAUAAAUUGAUAGCUUUUUGUUUUAAAUUGUUAUUGAUGCAUGAAUAUUUGAAACAAAUGAGCCAAAAGUCAACUUUAAAAAUGACUGAUAAAUUAAAUGUAUCUACCAAGCAUUAACAACAGUAGUGCCAAUGAUAUAAUUACUGUUGUGAGUAUUCUGAAAUCCAUUUUUAUCACACUAUUACUUAUCAUUAAAGAUUUGAGUCUAACUUAUGAAUUUAGUUGAAAUAUAUCACAAAAAUUUUACCAAGCGCAAACACAACGGCAAGGGAGGGCUUGAAAAAUGAGUUGAUAACACAGUAAUUUUAUAUAGUAACAAAAUCAAGUAAAACUUGAGUCGACAUUGACAACGUGAAGAAAUUAGGAUGAGUACCAUUUCAUCUUGGCUUUGAACGAUUAUUAAAUCUAGCAAAGAGAAUUUUUAAAUAUGUAAUCAUUACUCAGAGUUCCGUGUACAUUUGUAAUGGACAAAAUUUUAUAAAUGUAAGUGUAUUUAUUUAUGAACUGAAAAGUGAAGCAAUAUAGUAUUGUGCCAGUGAUUAUAUUUAAAAGGAGACUAUAUCUAUACUAUCUAUCACAAAGUGUAUAUUUGAAUUGUCAAUUUAUUGUGUGUUGUAAAAAUUGUAACAUAUUGUAAAUGAGAAGAUCUAAUAUUAAAAAAAAUGGUCUUAUUGUACUAUUUAAUAUAGAAGACUGAGAAUUUUUUCACUUUUAAUUUUGUAAAAGCUUUUUUUGCCAACGGGAUGCGAAUUGUUAAAAAACUAUGUGUGAUUAUUUAAUGUUCCAAUUACAUUUUAUUACAAUUUUUUUUUGUAUACGACAAAUGUAAAUAUUUAUAUAGGGAUCUGCACUCGGCAGUUUUAGUAUUUGUAUUGUAAAACGGUUUUGUAUAAAGUAAUGCAUCCCGGAUGUGAGUUUCAUUUUUGGUUGUGUUCGAAAUGAUUUUUAAUUUUGUUAAACCUGGUAGAUUUAGUUAUUGUUAAUAAUUUCAUUCCAAGUUUAUUAAAUGAAUUUUAUGAACGCUUCCAAAAAGGAAGUUUACGUGGGUUUCUACUAUGUUAGAUAAUUAAUUAUACAAUUACUUCGAUGAAGGAUUUAACGCUUUAAUUGCAUUUUUAAAACGCUUAAAAAUUACUUAAAACAUCACAAAAUACCAUACGCUUGGUCACACAUGAUAAGAGUCCGAGAAACUUACAUUAACCUAUUAUUAUUUUUUUUAACUAAUUUUUUGCCCAAAUUGAGGCAUCGUUAAAAUUGCCUGUGCGUUAUUUAUACUUGAAGAAUUUGGUAUGAUUUUAAACACUUAAUAAGUUAGUCUAUUCCAUCUCUCAAGGUGAAUAGUUGAAAAACUUGAAAGUAAAAUACGACUAGCUUAUUGAGUAUUGAGACUUGACGAUCGUGUGAUUCAUGUGAUCAUGUGAUUCGAGUCAAUAAUUUUUACUAAAUUAUUCUAGUUGAGAAGACAUUUUCAUCUUUGUCUAAAUGUCAUUGUGAAAUUAAAAUUUUGUUUUAGAAUGUAUGUGCAAUUGAAAUAUUAGUUCAUUAAAAAUAAUUGUUAAAAGACAGUCCCUUGUCAAUGUUUCAUUGGAAAGGGCAGGAAAACUAAAAAUAUAUUGAAAUGUAAAACACAAUGUUUUUUUUUUUCGAAUGCUGAUUGGUUGAUUAGAGAAAGCAUUAUUGUACGUAUUAUUACAUUGAAGUGGUUAAAAUGUUCCUUGAAAUCGGUACAUUAUAGACACUUAGCGGGCCCGGCAGAGUUCAUUUUCUGAUCAAGUGUUCCAAUUCCAGCGCCACCAGCUAGGUCCACAUUUCAAACCAUCCCAGGGCCCAACCAGAAGCGAAAAAAAUGUUGAGGUGUUUUGAAAAAAAAAAUGUUAAACACUUACAGAUGAAUUGUCUAUUUCUAAUUUAUGUCUAAAUUGUCUAUUUAUGUAGGGUUUUAAAUGUGUAAACAUUUAAAACCCAACAAUAAAAAAAAAAUGUUUUGGUAAUGUAUGUAUCUACCUAAUUGAUGUUAUUACAUUUCAAUGUUUCGCAAAAUUUGUAAGAUAACAAAUAUAUUUACAUUGAGAAAGUCUGUUCCUAUAGUUAAUAAUUUUUAAUUUAGCAAGGAUAGAAAAAAUCUUUUCAGUUACAUAUCUUAAUUUAUUAUCGUUUUGACAAUAAAACAACAAAUAUAAAUGUAGUAUACUGAUAUUUUUACUCCACAAGCUGGCCUCAGUUUUAUUUCCUAAAAGGAUGCAUUCAGGUUCAGAACCUACAUUAAGGCUCCUCUUUAAUAGCAACCUGUAAUUUCAGAAAAACCGAUGCCCGUUGAUUCUUUCAACUACAAUGUGUAAAAAAUUAUAUUUACGUAAAAAUCUAAGUAACGGGAUAAUUUUUAGUGGAAAGCCGUGUAUAAUGUACGCUAAAUUAUUUAAAAAUAAUAAUAUUUUAGUAUCUUGUAAGCCUUGUAUGCCUGGUGAUGUAAGGGCGCAGGAGAAUGCUGUUACAAACUUAAUGUUUGUCAACAAAGGAUUAUGUAUUUAAAUAAAAGGAAUACUUUGUAAA
Messenger RNA from Bombyx mori (domestic silkworm), 6380 nucleotides. RefSeq lists its product as uncharacterized. Lineage: Eukaryota; Metazoa; Arthropoda; Insecta; Lepidoptera; Bombycidae. The record is from RefSeq and is a predicted model, not a curated record. The transcript is spliced from 8 exons. The coding region runs from base 944 to 2911 and encodes 655 amino acids.